Loxodonta africana (African savanna elephant) is the source of this 6722-nucleotide messenger RNA. RefSeq names its product BRCA1/BRCA2-containing complex subunit 3 (gene BRCC3). NCBI's taxonomy places the organism in Eukaryota, Metazoa, Chordata, Mammalia, Proboscidea, Elephantidae. Gene Ontology annotation, cellular component: BRISC complex; BRCA1-A complex. The transcript has 12 exons. The coding region runs from base 62 to 1003 and encodes 313 amino acids. Gene Ontology annotation, biological process: protein K63-linked deubiquitination; double-strand break repair. The record is from RefSeq and is a predicted model, not a curated record. Gene Ontology annotation, molecular function: cysteine-type deubiquitinase activity; polyubiquitin modification-dependent protein binding; metallopeptidase activity.
CCGGCCGGGGUUGGCCAGGCCGGAGUGGGCCCCAGGCGGAUGUGAGCAGGGCCGGCCCAAGAUGGCGAUGCAGGUGGUGCAGGCGGUUCAUCUGGAGUCCGACGCUUUCCUAGUUUGCCUCAACCAUGCUCUGAGCACAGAAAAGGAGGAGGUGAUGGGGCUCUGUAUCGGGGAGUUGAAUGAUGAUACAAGGAGUGACUCAAAAUUUGCAUAUACUGGAACUGAGAUGCGAACAGUUGCUGAAAAGGUUGACACUGUGAAGAUUAUUCACAUUCAUUCUGUCAUCAUCUUGCGACGUUCCGAUAAGAGGAAGGAUCGAGUGGAAAUUUCUCCAGAGCAGCUGUCUGCGGCUUCAACAGAGGCAGAGAGAUUGGCUGAACUAACAGGUCGCCCCAUGAGAGUUGUGGGCUGGUAUCAUUCCCAUCCUCAUAUAACUGUUUGGCCUUCCCAUGUUGAUGUUCGUACACAAGCCAUGUACCAGAUGAUGGAUCAAGGCUUUGUAGGACUGAUUUUUUCCUGUUUCAUAGAAGAUAAAAACACAAAGACUGGCCGAGUGCUGUACACUUGCUUCCAAUCCAUACAGGCCCAAAAGAGCUCAGAGUCCCCUCAUGGUCCACGAGACUUCUGGAGCUCCAGCCAGCACAUCUCCAUUGAGGGCCAGAAGGAAGAGGAAAGGUAUGAGAGAAUCGAAAUCCCAAUCCAUAUUGUACCUCAUGUCACCAUUGGGAGAGUGUGCCUUGAAUCAGCAGUAGAGCUGCCCAAGAUCCUGUGCCAGGAGGAGCAGGAUGCAUAUAGGAGGAUCCACAGCCUUACACAUCUGGACUCAGUAACCAAGAUUCAUAAUGGCUCAGUGUUUACCAAGAACCUGUGCAGUCAGAUGUCAGCAGUCAGUGGGCCUCUCCUACAAUGGUUGGAGGACAGAUUGGAGCAAAACCAACAGCAUUUGCAGGAGUUGCAACGAGAAAAGGAAGAGCUUAUGCAAGAACUUUCUUCCCUAGAAUAAGGAAAGACAAAAUAUCCAGGUGUAAAAUUAAUUAAGCCAAAUCAAUUUUGAAGAAGUAUAAAGCUGGAAGAUUGACAUUACCUGAUUUCAAGACUUAAAAUAAAGCCACAGUAAUCAAGACGAUAUGGUGUUGGCAGAGAGAUGGACAUAUAAAUCAGUGGAACAGAAUAGAGAACCCAGAAAUAAACCCACACAAAUACACCCAACUAAUUUUGACAAAGGUGCAAAAGCAAUUCAAUGGAGGAAGGUUAGCCUUUUCAACAAGUGGGCAUUCAUAGGCAAAAAGAACCUCAGCCUAAACCUUUAUACAAAAAUUAACUCUUUAUUACAAAAAUUAACUCAAAAUGAAUCAUGGACUUAAAAGUAAGAUAUAAAACAUUUAGAAAAAAAUAAUUGGAGAAAAUCCUCAGGAUCUAGGGCCAGGUGAUAAGUUCUUGAACUUCACCCCAAAAGCACAAGCCACAAAAGCAAAACACUGAUAUAUUGAACUUCAUCAAAAUUAAAAGCUUUUGCUCUGUGAAAAACUUAAGAAGAAGAAAAGACAAGGUACAGAUUGAGAGAAACUGUUUGCAAACCAUGUAUCCGACCAAUCUAGAAAAUAUAAAAAAUGCUCAAAACUCCAAAGUUAAAAAAAAUUAAGAUAAUGGGCAAAAGACAUGAAUAGACAUUUCACUGAAGAGGAUAUAUGGAUGGCAAGUAAGCUCAUGAAAAGAUGCUGAAUAUUAUUAGUCAUGAGGGAAAUAAAAACUAAAAUCAUAAUGCGAUAUCACUACACACCUAUCAGAAUGGCUGAAGAAAAAAAACAGUGGUAAUAACAAAUGCUAUUGAGAAUACCCAUGAACUGGAUCUCUCAAACAUUGCUGAUGGGAAUUUAAAAUGGUACAGCCACUCUUGAAGAGUUUGGAAAUUUCUUAUAAGGUUAGACAUACACUUACUAUAAAAAAAAAAAAAUUACUAUAGGACCCAGUAAUUAUGCUCCUUCACAUUUAUCUCAGAGAAAUGAAAACCUGUAUCUGCACAAAAUCCUGUACAUGAAUGUUCGUAACAGCUUUACUUGUAAUACCCAAAAAUUGGAAACAACCCAGAUGCCCUCCAAUAAGUGAAUGGUUAAACUGUGUUACAUCCAUACCAUGGAAUAUUGUUGUUUUUAGGUGCCGUCGAGUCCGUUCGACUCAUAGCAACCCUGUGUCCUACAGAACGAAACACUGCCCGGUCCUGCGCCAUCCUCACAAUCAUUGUUAUUCCCGAGCCCAUUGUUGAAGCCACUGUGUCAAUCCAUCUUGUUGAGGGUCAUUUUCUUUUUCACUGACCCUGUACUUUACCAAGCAUGAUGUCCUUCUCCAGGGACUGAUCCCUCCUGACAACAUGUCCAAAGUAUGUAAGAUGCAGUCUCGCCAUCCUUGCCUCUGAGGAGCAUUCUGGCUGCACUUCUUCCAAGACAGAUUUGUUCGUUCUUUUGGCAGUCCAUGGUAUAUUCAAUAUUCUUCGCCAACACCACAAUUCAAAGGCGUCAACUCUUCUUCGGUCUUCCUUAUUCAUUGUCCAGCUUUCACAUGCAUAUGAUGCGACUGAAAAUACCAUGGCUUGCGUCAGGCACACCUUAGUCUUCAGGGUGACAUCUUUGCUCUUCAACACUUUGAAGAGGUCCUUUGCAGCAGAUUUGCCCAAUGCAAUGCGUCUUUUGAUUUCUUGACUGCUGCUUCCAUGGCUGUGGAUUGUGGAUCCAAGUACAAUGAAAUUCAUGGAAUACUAUUCUACAAUGAAAAAGAAUGGACUAUCGACACGCUCAAUAACUUGGAUAGAUCUCAGUGGAAUUAUGCUGAGUGAAAAAACCCAAUCUCGAAAGGUUGUAGUCCGUAUGGCUCCACUUAUAAUGACAAAAUUAUAGAAAUGAGCAGAUUAGUGGUUGGCAGAGACAGGGACUAGAGGGGUCAUGGGGUAUGUCCAACUAUAAAAGGAUAAUACAAGGGAUUCCUUUGUGGUGAUGGAACAGUUGUGUAUCUUGAUUGUGGUGGUAAUUACACAAUUUUUAUACUUGUGCUAAAAUUGCAUAGAACAACACACACAAAUGAGUGCAUGUAAAAUCUGGUGAAACUGAAUAAGAUCUGUAGUCUAGUUAACAGUAUUGAACCACUGUCCAUUUCUUGGUUUUGGAAUUAUACUAUAACUGUGCAAGAUCUUCCUUUUGGGAAAAUUAGGUGAAAAGUACGUGGCACUCUUUGUACUAUUUUUGCAACUUCCUAUAAGACUAUAAUUAUUGCAAAAUAAAAACGUAAGUAUUAAUUAAGAAACUAGGAAUUAUGGUACUUGUUUUAUGAAAUAAGGAUGUGAUAAAAAGAAAAUCUGAGGGGAAUAAAAUGGUUUGAAUAUUUUUACAGGCCAACCUGAGCACAAAUCCCUUUCCCUUUCUGAGCCUCAUUUUCCUCGAGUAUAAAAUCAGAAGGUUAGAGUAGAUGACCACCAAGAUUCCUGUUAGCUCAGUGUUCAGUCUUUGAAUGAGUUGAGCAUCACAAGGAAUAGUAAUGUGAACAAAAUGUAUUAUUUCUCACAUGCACCAACCCACCUUACUUUACACAAAAUAUUGCAUCCUGCGCACAGCCCUGUAUCCCCUUUGGUCACCAGCGUCUCUUUCAAUCACAGCCAAAACUCUGACAGGAAAAAUAUACGCUUGCUCUCUCUUUCUGCUUUCUCGUCUCCCAUUCAUUCAACUCAAGAUGACAUCUUUGCUUUUUAAUACUGUAAAGAGGUCUUUUGCAGCAGAGUUGCCGAAUGCAAUGCAUCCUUUGAUUUCUUGACUGCUGCUUCCAUGCAUGUUGAUUGUGGACCCAAGUAAAAUGAAAUCCUUGACAACUUCAAUCUUUUCUCCAUUUAUCAUGAUAUUGCUUAUUGGUCCAGUUGUGAGGAUUUUUGUUUUCUUUAUGUUGAGGUGUAAUCCAUACUGAAGGCUGUGGUCUUUGAUCUUCAUCAGUAAGUGCUUCAACUCCUCUUCACUUUCAGCAAGCAAGGUGGUGUAAUCUGCAUAAUGUAGGCUGUUAAUGAGUCUUCCUCCAAUCCUGAUGCACUGUUGUUCUUCAUAUAGUCCAGUUUCUUGGAUUAUUCGUCAGCAUACAGACUGAAUAGUUAUGGUGAAAGGAUACAACCCUGACACACACCUUUCCUGACUUUAAACCAUGCAGUCUCCCCUUGUUCUGUUUGAACAACUGCCUCUUGAUCUGUGUGCAGGUUCGUCAUGAGCACAAUUAAGUGUUCUGGACUUCCCAUUCUCCAUGAUAUUAUCCAUAAUUUGUUAUGAUCCACACAGUCAAAUGCCUUUGCAUAGUCAAUAAAACACAAGUAAACAUCCUUCUAAUAUUCUCUGCUUUCAGCCAGGAUCCAUCUGACAUCAGCAAUGAUAUCCCUGGUUCCACGUCCUCUUCUGAAACCGGCCUGAAUUUCUGGCAGUUCCCUGUCGAUAUACCGCUGCAUCUGCUUUUGAAUGAUCUUCCGCAAAAUUUUGCUUGCUUGUGAUAUUAAUGAUAUUGUUCCAUAAUUUCCAUAUUCGGUUGGAUCACCUUUCUUUGGAAUAGGCAUAAAUAUGGAUCUGUUUCAGUCAGUUGGCCAGGAAGCUGUCUUCCAUAUUUCUUGGCAUAGAUGAGUGAGCACCUCCAGUGAUGCAUCUGUUUGUUGAAACAUCUCAAUUGAUAUUCCAUCAAUUCCUGGAGCCUUGUUUUUUGCUAAUGCCUUCAGUGCAGCUUGCAUUUCUUCCUUCAGUACCAUUAGUUCUUGAUCAAAUGCUACCUCCUGAAAUGGCUAAACACUGACCAGUUCUUUUUGGUACAGUGACUCUGUGUAUUCCUUCUAUCUUGUUUUGAUGCUUCCAGUGUCAUUCAAUAUUUUCCCCAUAGAAUCCUUCAAAAUUGCAACUUGGGGCUUGAAUUUUGUCUUCAGUUCUUUCAGCUUGAGAAAUUCCAAGAAUGUCCUUCCCUUUUGAUUUUCUAACUUCAGAUCUUUGCAUAUUUCAUUAUCAUACUUUACUUUGUCUUCUCCAGCUGCCCUUUGAAAUGUUCUGUUCAGCUCUUUUACUUCAUCAUUUCUUCCUUUUGCUUUGGCUGUUCUGCAUUGAAGAGCAAGUUUCAGAGUCUCUUCUAAUAUCCGCUUUGGUCUUCUCUUUCUUACCUGUGUUUUUAAUGACCUCUUGCUUUCUUCAUGUAUGAUGUCCUCCCACAACUCCUCUCAUCUUCUGUCAUUAGCGUUCAAUGGGUCAAGUCUAUUGAGAUGGUCUCUAACUUCGAGUGGGAUAUACUCAAGGUCAUACUUUGGCUGUCUUGGACUUGUCCUAAUUUUCUUCAGCUUCAGCCUAUCUUGCAUACGAGCAAUUGAUGGUCUGUUCCACAGUCGGCCCCUGGCCUUGUUCUCACUGAGGAUAUUGAGUUUCUCCAUUGUCUCUUUCCACAGAUGUAGUCGAUUUGAUUCCUGUGUAUUCCGUCAGGCAAGGCCCAUAUGUAUAGUCACCGUUUUUGUUUGUGAAAAAAGGUAUUAGCAGUGAAGAAGUCGUUGGUCUUGCAAAAUUCUAUCAUGCCAUCUCCAGCAUCAUUUCUAACACCAAGGCGAUAUUUUGCAGGUACCAAUCCUUCUUGUUUGUUUCCAACUUUCACAUUCCAAUCACCAGUAAUUAUCGAUGCAUCCUGAUUGCACGUUUGAUCAAUUUCAGACUGUAGAAGUUUGUAAAAAUUUUCAGUUUCUUCAUCUUUGGCAUUACUGGUUGGUGUGUAAAUUUGAAUAAUAGCUGUAUUAACUGGUCUUCCUUGUGGGCAUAUGAUCAUAUCACUGACAACAUUAUACUUCAGGAUAGAUCUUGAAAUGUUCUUUUUGAUGAUGGGUGCGAUACUAUCCUUCUUCAAUUUGUCAUUCCCGGCAUAGUAGACCAUAUAAUUGUCUGAUUCAGAAUGGCCAAUACCAGUCCCUUUCAGUUCACUAAUGCCUAGGAUAGCGAUCUUUAUGUGUUCCAUUUCAUUUUUGACAACUUCCAAUUUUUUUAGCUUCAUACUUCAUACAUUCCGCUUCUCAAUCAUUAAUGUUUACAGAUGUUUCUGCUCAUUUUGAGUCAUGCCACAGUGGCAGAUGAAGGUCCUGAAAGCUUGACUCCAUCCACGUCAGUAAGAUUGACUCUCCUUUGAGGAGACAGCUCUUCCUCAGUCGUAUUUUGAGUGCCUUCCAACCUGAGGGGCUCAUCUUCUGGCACUGGAUCAGACAGUGUUCUGUUGCUAUUCAUAAGGUUUUCACUGGUCAAAUUUUUUUUAGAAGUAGAUUGCCACGUCCUUCUUCCUAGUCUUAGUCUGAAAGCUCCACUGAAACCUGUUCACGAUGGGUGACCCUGCUGGUAUUUGAAAUACCAGUUGAAUAGCUUCCAGCAUCGCAGCAGCACGCAAGCCUCCACAGUUGGACAAACUGACAUAACCAUUAGUCCUUUGGGAAAUAAAAAUCCAAACCACAGUGAGAUACUACUUCACACCCACUAUUGAUGGCUAUAGUCAAAAAGACAGAUAAUAAAGUGUUGACAAGGAACUGGAGAAAUUGGAACCCUCAUCCAUUGCUGGUAGGAAUGUAAAAUGGUGCAACCCCUGUCAAAAACAGUUUGGUGGUUCCUCAAAAAGUUAAACAAAUUACCAAGUGACCCAGCAGUUUCACUCCUAGGUAUAUAAAAAAAAAAAAAAAAAAAAUUUUUUUUUUUUUUUUUUUU